ACCGGAAGUAAUUGUCAGGUUAAUAGUCGAAGUCAUCAAGACGUUUUCGCCCCAUUAUUUGAAUCGAUCAUCUUCAAGUUCAUUCUUGACCAAAAAGACAAAAAAAUCUUAAGUUACUUGAGAAGAGCAGAUAAAUAAACUACUUUGAUUGAUUUCGAAUGGAAGACCAAGACAAUCAAGAUGUAGUACAGAGGUUCAAAGCAAAGAAAUUUAACAGGACCUUUACUGUCACAAAACCAGAAUGUAAUAGGGCUGCGGAAACACAACAUAACAAUGGUGCUAUCAUAAUACCAGACACUCCAAGUCCAGUGUUUUCAAGAUUCUCUGGUAAAAGAGACAGACUUUUUGAGCAUGGAAAAUCUCAACCUGAAUGUGUUAGAAAGAAAGCUAGGAAAUCUCUUGAACCAACAGAAAAUAUAGGUCCAUAUUUUCAAUCAGAUCGUACUAAUGAAACAAAGCAUGCAGGAAGUGCUAUAGCAGCUUCAAGAAAAAAAAUGGACUCCUGCUUUUUAAGUCAAUGUGAAAAUGAAGGAAGAAAGAAGAAACACACAAUGGAAACUGAUAAAUAUUUUCAGGAUUUGUGGACUGAUUAUAUUGAGAGCAAUAAUCCUACUGGCUCUGUAACAAAUAUGUCACCAACUCAGAUGAGGAAAAAGCAGAAAGAUAUAGAUGCUGAUUUUGAGGUUCUUGUGAAAGAAAGUGAAGACCAUCUGUCUGCCCUGUUGAAAGAAAGAAAUGAAACUGUCAUUCAAAAGAGAAAUAAGAGUUUCUGCGAACCUAGAAAGAAAAGGCUUGCUCUGGAUGCUGACAGUGCUGCUCAUUCACACAAAUAUCAAAACAAUUCUCUUGAAUUAACCCCAGAUAGACAAAAAAAUGGGCCAAUGUGUAAGAGACAGGGGGAGGAUUCUGAUUGUAUUCAUAACAAAUUUUCUAGACUUAAAAUGGACAGACAGGAGAAAGAACGAAUUGACAGAUUACUUGAUAGUUCUGAUAGUUGGUCACCAGAACUGCCUUCAUCAUAUAACAAACAAAGAAUACCUCAGGGGAAAUUCCAGUUAAGUCCUUGUGGCUGGCCAUCAGACUCAGAUUCAGACACCAAUUUAGAUAAUUCAGACACAGUUCCCUUACGUGAACUUAUUGGUCGAGAUUUGUCUGAUAAAAAAAAGAGUUGCAAAGAUACAGUCAUGACAAAUAAAGAAAUUGUGAACAAAAAUGGUCGUGAUAGAAUUCUCAUGUAUGAAAAAAAAAAGCUUGAUUCAAAAGGCCUCAAACAUUUUGUUCCAAAAAGAGAGUUAAAGGAGAAAUAUUUCUGCUCACCUAGACUUGAAAGUAAAAAUGGUGUUAAAAGAAGUACACAAACUUUUGAUUCACAAAACUCAAAAGUCUCAGGUACAGGAAAUGAUAAAAUCCCCUCGCAAACAUCAAGAAUAGGCCAAAUUGUACAAACUUCUACCUCAAACAUGCCAAAUGAACAGAAUAUGUCAGCUAUAUCUAUAUCAAGUGCUGACAGCCAAGAAACUCCUCCACGAGACAUUGACAAUGUCAUUUUCCAUACAGAAGAUAAUUUUUCUCCAUUAGCACAAUCAAAUUUCACAAAUGGUUUCCAUCCAACUUUUUCCAGUCCAAGAUUGCCUGUACCAAUUUCCAUACGUAGAGGUAGACAUGCAGACAGAAGAUCUCGCCCAGAAAGGAUUAUGGAUGACUUUGAUCCAUCACCUGCAGAACUAAUGUCUGACCAAGUCCGACCGUCUGCUAGUAAUUCCCCUCCAUCAAGAGAUCAUAGAUUAUUAUCUCCAAUGAAUAGAUCAAGAUGGGCCAGAAGUCACAAAGGGAGAUUGUCCAGAACAAGGAAUUUAAGUCGUGAUAGUGUAUCAAGCCAUGGUUCUGAUUUCAUGUUGGCAUCACGUCUGUUGACACCAAGGACAAAUGAUGCAGUGCAGCGAGUCCAACAGCACCAAAAUGAUGAAGAUUUUGCAAGACGUUUGCAGGAAGAAAUGGACAUGGAGUUUGCCAUGUCAUUACAAAACCUUGAGACUGGUCCCCAAGCUGAGCCUACCACCACCAGUACCAGUAGUGGUACUGGUCCCCAAGCUGAACCUACCACCAACAGUACUAGUAGUGGUACAACAGAUGAUGAUUCUGAUAACAGAACACAUCAAAAUAGAACAAGGCUGUAUGGACUGGAAGAUAUUGAGACUUUUAUUAAUCUUCCUGAUGAGGUUUCCCCAAAUAUAGAGCAAAUGAUACGAGCUACCAGAAGUACAACUCCACCUCGAACCCGGACCAGACAGAGAGGAAGCAGACGACAAAGAAACUCUAACAGUCUUGAAGCUCUAAGUAGAAUGGAAGCGCACUUGAUGUCUAUUCUUGAUGACUACGGUACAUCUCCUGUCAGGGGUCAGAACAGAAGAGGACGGCGUUUCUUCCCAGCAUUCAAUGUUUCUGCAUCUGAAGGACAGGAUUACGAGGAGUUGCUGAAUCUGGCGGAAAUGUUGGGUGAUGUAAAACCACGAGGUUUGACUAAACACCAAGUAACCAAACUACCUGAGAGGAAGUACCAGGUGUGUCCUGGAGAGGAAGUAAAGGAAUGUCUUGUCUGUAUGUGUGAAUUUGAGGACAAGGAUCAGCUUAGAAUCCUGCCUUGCUUUCAUGAAUUCCAUACUCCAUGCAUAGAUAAAUGGAUUGGAGUUAAUGCUACAUGUCCAGUUUGCAGAGUAGUGGUGAAUGUUUGAAUGUGUUCUGAUAAAGACAAUGUGCAAUUAUAUGGAAUACCAAUUACCUGUAUAUAAAUGUGUUACCUUACAUGUCAUAAGACGUACAUAUAGACAGACACAAUGUAUAACAUAUUCAUUUGUAUUAUUUUUAAAGAAGAAUGAUCACACAUCCAUGUUUAAAUCUCCUAUUGGUGUUAAAACUCAAACAAUAGAAAAGCAUCCUUCAAGGGGUAGACCAUUUGUAUAACAAGUACUGCAAAUGUACUUUUUUUCCAGAAAUGUUAGUGAUAGAUUUAUUUAAAAAAAAAAAGGAAUAUAUGUGAAUUUAAAUCCAGAUAUUGAUGGAUGUAACAACCAUUUAAUGGAUAUCACUGUAGUUAACAAAUAUUCAUGCCUGUUAACCAUGUUGCCCUUAGAUUUCGCUGGAGUUAACAAAUAUUCAUGCCUGUUUAGGGACGACAUCAAAAGAUCGAUGAAGGAUAAAAAACUUGAAUCAAAUAGUUUGGGGAUGGGGGUUAACAUUGCUGCUAGUUUUGUUAAUCUGAAAUAGAUUUUACAUAUAUCCAUAUAGGUAAACCAAUUUUUCCCAAAUUAAGUUAAGAGGGGGGGUAGGGGGGUCAAAGAAAAAACUAUGUGAAUUAAGUUUUUUAUCCUUCAUUGAACUUUUGAUAUCGUUCCUUACCAUGUUGCCCUUAGAUAUCACUGGAGUUAACAAAUAGUCAUGCCUGUUUACCAUGUUGCCUUAGAUAACCUCAAUUGACUGUUCAAAAAACGCCAGUUAAUGUUAUAGAAAUUUAUUUAAGAAUGAAAAAAAAAAAAUUGUGAAAAAUAAUAUCCUGACCACUAUUGAAGUAUAUAAAGACUUAUUAUACCCCCGCUUUAGAAAAGGGGGGGUAUACUGUUUUACCUCUGUCUGUCAGUCCGUCCCAUGAAUAUUUUUGUCACAUUUUUCUCACGAACUACAAUACAAGGAUUUCUGAAAUUUGGUUUCAGGGUUUAUCUAAGUCAGCUAUACAACUUCCUGUUUACCGAACACUUGCAUAUUUUUACACUAUUAAUAUUAUCCACUUGCGGCGGGGGUAUCAUCAGUGAGCAGUAGCUCGCAGUUUCACUUGUUAAACCUCUAUCAAAACACAAGGUUGAUGUAAGAAUAAUCUUUGUCUAUUUUAUUUAAAAAUUGUUAAACAAAUGAAAAUCCAAUUAAUGAAAAUUUUAAGAAUUACAAAGCAGCUAUUUAGGUUCAGAUAUCUUUGGAAAUACCGUGAAAUGAAAUACACAUGAAUUUAUCAACAAUACCAAGAUUGAAAAAAAGUACUCCCGAAAAAAGUACAUAAACAGUAGUUAUUACUUAAAGGAAAUACAUAUUGCAAAAUGUGGUACACAUAAAACAGACUGUAUUUAGAAACAAGCAAAUAGUGCUUAUAUUAUUAUUUUUCUACUGGAGAAGAUAUCUUCAUGAACUUAUGAGUAUUUUAAUUCUAAUUUAGUUAUUCAUGUUAUUGUUCUUUAAUUAUAAAAACAAUUUACUGAGGGGUAUUUUUGUUUGUUUUGGUAAUGAACAUAUGCUGAUAUCUUUUCUUUUUUUUUGUUUUGAUUUUAUUGUAGAAUUAGCGAGAGAAAAACAAUGAGGAUUUAGAAAUCCAAAAAGUACACUAAUUUUCACCAUUGGUAAAAUAGAUUCUGAUUUCUUUUAAAGUGCACAUGAUAUAUACUUCAAAGUGGAAAUUAUCGUUUAUUUAAAAUAUAAUUGAUAAGUGUAGAGGAAAUAUGCAGUAAUAAGAUUAACGGUACCAAUUUUUUUUUACAAUUCAAAGAUAAGUGCAAUGAGGCUGCAUAAAUAAUAGGGUUUUAGAAAAAAAUCCAUUAAAUGUAUUACACUACCAGUAAUGGAAGCUCUAAAUACAUAAUGUGCUUAUGCAAUGGUUUUUCAUCCCUGACAUAGAAACAUAACAUUCUGAUCUAACCUAAGAUACAGCCCAGUUGCAUUAGAACUCUUGAGAAGGUAUUUUUACAUUCAAACUCAUUCAUAAAAACCGACAAUGUCCUGUUGAAAACAAAUAAAAAUUACAAUAAGACACCAGUCUACAACACAAACCAUAGACAAUAAAAGACUGAACAAUUUGAACCUCCAAAAACUGGAUGAUCUUGGAAGAUCAGAUAGGGUAGGCAAAUCCUGCUCCACAUUUGUCACUGGUCAUGUUGUCUGUUUUUGGUGUGUACUUUCAGUGGUUAUUGAAAUAUAUUUGACUUUUCUGUAUGACCCACUUGUCCCACUUUUGAUUCAAAGUUUAUUUUUGACUGAUCAGGUUAAUUAGUGAAGCUACUUAUUUAUGAUAUAAUUAAUGUCUGGCAAGACAACUUUUAUGUUUAUGCUUUUAUUUUUUAAGAUUUAUAUCCAAUAAUUUAUAUGCAUUGUUGCAUAUUUUACUGAAUGAAAUUAGUAUUUCCCUUUCUACUUAUGUAUGAUUAAAAAUUCCCUUUUUUGAUAAGAAUAUCACCUUAAGAUUCAUAGGGCAGUGGGUGAAAAGUAUAUUAUCUUACCUCCUAUACAUUUCUAGGAAUAGGAUUGGUGGAGAGCGUUCUUGUGGAAAAGAAAUAUAUUUAAUAUUAGGUUAGUUGGAAGGUGGGGCUUAUUUCAUACACGGUUAGUAGUGGAGUUGCGUCCCUUUAUAUUCCAAAUAAGGUAGUAAGGAGGCGGGGCUUAUUUCAUACACGGUUAGCAGUGGUGUUACGUCCCUUAAGAAAAACAUAACAGCACUGAGAAAAAAUCUUAAGGGUUUCAACAGACAAAGAAAGUGAUGAUAAAGUGAAAUAAAUUCAUAAAACACAUUUAAAUCCAAAAAGUUGUCAUUGUUGGCAUCUGUUUUUGUAGGAUCAAAGAAAGUAGUUUCUUAAUCAUGUUAAUGCUAACUGUAUUGAAGACUUGCUUGUUUUGAUAGGUCACUAGUCUUAAUUUUACACCUUAAGAUAGUUGGUAAGAUAAAUUUGUUACAUAGUGUGCUAGUGAAGUAAUACGGUAUAUAUGGGGUCAGUAAAUUCCAUAUGUGGAUUCAAGCUUCGAUCUCACCCCAUAUUGAAUUUACUGACCCCAUAUAUACCGUAUUAGGUCACUAGCACACUAUGUUACUAAUAGUAUUUCCAAUAUGAUACAUAAUGAUAUUUUGAUAUUGCUGUAUGAUAGUUUAUUGUGUUAAAGUUGGAUUUUUCAAAGAUGGUGUUAUUUAUCAAAUUCCAUGUCACAUGUUUUUUCAUGAAUCAUUAUUAUUUGCAAUAUUAAAUGCAUGUUAAAGCAUUUA
This is a messenger RNA of Mytilus trossulus (common blue mussel), 6010 nucleotides long. RefSeq lists its product as uncharacterized. Gene Ontology annotation, molecular function: ubiquitin protein ligase activity. Lineage: Eukaryota; Metazoa; Mollusca; Bivalvia; Mytilida; Mytilidae. The coding region runs from base 159 to 2732 and encodes 857 amino acids. The record is from RefSeq and is a predicted model, not a curated record. Gene Ontology annotation, biological process: protein ubiquitination. The transcript is spliced from 11 exons.